GUGUGCAACGAAGUCCUCCUUUACCUGUCGAGACUUAAACGUGCGCCAGCCGUUCCGGCAUUCACGCAGUCAUCAACCUUCAAAGAAAAAGGAAGAUACUAUACACGCUCCUUCGCCUUCACCGCUUGAGCUGUUCUCUUUUCCUGCUGUGUCUUUGCUGCACCACGCUCCACCUCCUUUCUCGGUUUGCCUCAUUUUCCACAUUCUGAAGCUCCUUGAGGAGCGAAGGUUCUCUUCUCCUUGUUUCUUACCUCCUUCAUUCAUUAUUGUGGCUCUCUGUUUUACUUCCGUCACAGGCCUCAAAAUAAUAGUUUAUUCGUUUGGACCAAGACCAAAGGCAGGAGCUCACCAUUGGUCCAUCGUCAUGUUGCAUGAGUUCAGCGGCGGACGCCAGGUGUCGUACCGCGUUAACCCGCAGCACGGCGGCAGCGUGGAAACCGUCAGCGAGGUGUACGCGAUCGACUACUUCAAAGAGUUGGGCGGCGACGUAGCAAAGUCCCCAGUUGUCCCGAGCAGCCCACACAAUGCAAGUAGCCACAGCGGCGGCAGUGGCAGCAACGGUGCUUCACGGCAGCGCCGCCUACGACGACGUGUGCAGGCCACACUGGAACGCAUUUUCCUCCCCGCCGGCUACCCCAACAGCGUGACGGAUGAUCUACUGACGUUUGCCCUGUGGGACACGGCGCAGGUUCUGGCAAAUAGUGUGAUGGCGGCGCUGAGUAUGCGGGCGGUGUUGCUCGGCGUCGGCGUCGGCGAAUCGACCGCGAACCUGACGAGCUCCACCUUAUCGUGGAUGAUGCGGGAUGGGAUGUGGCUGCUUGGCAGCCUCUUCUUUGCCUCUGUCAUCUCGCAAGAUCUCGAGUUCCGCGCCAAGACGUGGCGGCUCGUCGCGGACUUCACGAACGACACGGCCACUUUUUUGGAGCUGUGCGUCCCUCUCUUCCCCGGUGGUCAGCUCACCUUCCGUCUGGUCGUGGUGCUCGCCUCGCUCAUUAAAGCCCUCGUCAGUGUCUGCGGCAGCGGUACGCGGGCGUCGUUUACGCAGCACUUUGCCCUGCGCAGCAACGCCGCGGAUGUGGCGGCGAAGGCGGGGAUGCGCGGCAACGUGGGCGGUCUCGUCGGGCUUGCCCUCGGCAUGGUCGUCGCCUACCUCGUCCCUGCCUCGUCGACCGUGCUGAAUCUGAGCGUCUUUGUGCUCUCCACCACGUUCCAUCUGGUGGCCAACUACAAGGGCGUUCGAGGGGUGCAGCUUCGGCACCUGAAUGCCCCUCGCCUGGAGUGGUGCUGCGAGCAAUUCUGCCUGUUUCAGGAGCGCGCCCUCAUUGCGCGAAAGAAGGAGACCGUCGCGAAGGCGGCGAUGCCGGUGCUGGACCUCUCCGUGCGACGCGCCAACGCGGAGGAGCCGCUGUUUAUUUUGCCGGCACUCCCGGCGGUGCCGCUGCGGGACGCCGGCUUAACGGACAGGGUCUGCGUGCUGCUCCGUCGCUACUUGUGUCCGCCGACGCUGCAGCUUCGGCUUCACUGCGGGGCGUCCUUCCACACGCUGCUCACCGCACAAACGGGGCUCACGGCGGCGCGGAAGCACGCGCUGGUCCACCGCGUGGCGGAGUCCCUGUCAUCGCGCGGCGUGGCGCUGCUCUUGGAUGCGGCCGCGAUGUCGUACUACGUGAUUCUGCCGGAGUUCUACACCGUGGAGGGGGUGCCGGAGAGCUGGGUGCCCUACAAGCGGCAGUGCCAGGCGGAUCGAGAGGCGAAAGCAAAGCGUGCGCACCGCCAUCGAGAAGGGUCCGCGGGGGCGGAUGCGGGAACGGCGGUGGACAAGGAAAGGGAGGACGAAGACGAAGACGAUGACGACGACCGCACCGCCGCCGAGGCAGCCGACGCGGAGGCGCGUGCUGAGAUCGAUCGUCUGCGCCGAGAGCGGGUGGUGGUGCCGCCGCAUGUCCUGCCGCUGGCCUAUCGUGAGCUGUGGGCUUUCUUCUACGCGUACAUGCACCACCGCGUGGUACGCGAGCGAUGCAAGAGAGGAAGGCCGCCGUUGCGUGCCAGCGCCGGUUUGCCCCCGCCCCACAGCGAGAUCGACACGAACGCGGCCUCUCCCGAGUGCACCACGCUACACUUGAUUACGCACCUGCGAGCGGAUGGAAUGCUGGGGGAGAACGAGGAGGAGGGAGAGCAACAUGCGGGUCGCAGCAGCGAACACAACGCGCCGACGGCGUUCACGAUGGUGGACCGGGACAUGUUUGAGGAGAUGACGUCGCCCACCUCCACCACCUCUUCAAAGAUCAACGCUUUUCCGAAGAAGGCGGGCGCGGAGACGACGGCGGCAGCGGGGGCAUCGAUUGCGCCGCAGGACGGGCUUUAUCCGCUCUUUAUUGAGUUUGUGAGGGGUCUGCGCAAGACAGGCUGGGAGCUGGACCGCCUUCUCCUCGACAACGAAGGCUGCACGACGGUUGUGCAUUACCUGUGA
Molecule: messenger RNA, 2470 nt
Organism: Leptomonas pyrrhocoris
Lineage: Eukaryota; Euglenozoa; Kinetoplastea; Trypanosomatida; Trypanosomatidae
Exons: 1
Coding region: 365-2470 (701 amino acids)
Source: RefSeq, a predicted model, not a curated record